GAUGUAACACUUGCUGAUGUUUUGUAAUCUUUUAUCACUUACGAAGUACCGCUUUCAGAAUUUUCUUACAUAAUGAUUUUUGAGUUUGCUGUUGCCGUGUUUGUGUAAGCGCCUAGAUCCGUUUUAUGGUGUUUUUGUGCAUCCAAGUUAAAAAUUGUCUUUGCGAUAACUUAUCAGAAAUUCAACACACUUUUAUGAGUAACAAUUUCAUUUUUUACCUAUCUGGAAUUGUCUGCGCAAUUGCAUAAUAAAUCAAAGAUGACGAAUAUUUUUUAUCUUUUCGCGAUGAUCUUUUUGAACUAAUUUCAGUAGAGUAACUUUGCCCGUUAAAAAAAUUCACUCUCAGGAAUAAAGGACAGGUCAGCUAAUGAAGUUCCGCUUUAGAUGGACACGAGGUCAAACCUUAUGACAGACCUUGUUCUGUUAAUCUGUUCAUAAUUGCUCUGUAUGAUUGUGAUUGGAGUACUACUUAUCAUGGAUCUGUGCCGUAGAUGAUUCCAUAGUCAUGAGUCGACAGCCCAUUUCCAUACUACCAGCAGUUGCCGAGCGAACUAAAUGGGAUUAUUUGCUCGCUGCAUGUUCGGACGGCACCUCUCGUUGUGAACGGCGCUGCCAGUACGCUGCUGAUAUCUUCCAGCAAUUGGUCCCAAUGCGGGACGAGGUGGAACGUGAAUCCAGUGCGAUGGUUCGUUUCGAAGGCCCCGAUAACCAAGUCUUAAUCACUGGUCAGGAACGGAAUGUCCUCACUGCCAUUCGCUUUCUCGAUGCGAAGGCCCAGGAUAUCGCACUUGCCAAGUCCAAAGGGAAAGCCACUGACAUCAUGGGAGAGCUGGGCCUUAUCAGCCAGACCGGAACGCAAUCUCGAGAGGUUUUUCGACAGGGGCGAAAUCUCGAAUCCGAAGAUUCCAGCUACGAUUCCGAUUACGAAAUUGCCGAAUCUGUUGGUACUCCACAGAGUGAGACUCAGGAGCUUUUUGAUCCUCACCAUGAUGACGUUAGUCGGACAGUUUCAGAUACAUUAGCUGCAGAAUUCGCAGAAUAUGUUACUAGAGAUCCAAAUGCAGCUGAUGCUAAUCGUAGGGAACUUGAUUCUAUUCUGGCAGACCCUAAUUAUACGAGUCGUGUCGAAUUCGCAUUGAAGCUUGGCUACACGGAAAACCAAGUGCAGAUUGCACUGCAAAAGCUGGGUGCGCAGCCCAGUCAGAAUGAACUGCUAGCUGAAUUGAUCAAAUUGGGCGCCUCUUCUUCAGCCAUUUUUCAACCACCUUCGCCUCCAAGGAGACUGGAAAGAAUGGGUGGUGAGGACAUUGUGGUAGAUCCUGAUAACCUAGAAGGCGGAAGGAUAACGUGUGAUGCACUUCUUGACGAUCCAUCAAAUCUGCGACAUAUCGUCAUAGAUGGAAGUAAUGUUGCCAUGAGUCACGGCAAUAAAGAAUGCUUCUCCUGUCGUGGUAUUAAAAUUUGCGUGGAUUGGUUUCGCGCAAGGGGCCAUCAAAACAUCACAGUUUUCGUACCUAGGUGGAGAAAGGAGAAUUCUCGACCUGACGCACCUAUCAAAGACCAGGAAAUUCUUGCUCAGUUAGAAAAAGAGCGGCUUCUUGUGUUCACGCCAUCUCGUCACGUUGGUGGGCGACGUUUAGUUUGCUAUGACGACCGGUACAUCUUGCGUCUAGCCGUUGACAGCGACGGAAUCGUCGUCUCCAAUGAUAACUACCGGGAUCUUGCGAACGAAAGUCCAGAGUUCAAAAAGAUUAUUGAAGACAGACUACUUAUGUACUCCUUCGUCAAUGACAGGUUUAUGCCGCCUGAUGACCCGCUUGGUAGGCAUGGCCCUUCUUUAGAUAAUUUUCUACGCAAGUCUCAUGCUAUUCUCCGCCCAGUAGAACCCUUGCCCCCACCAUGUCCGUAUGGGAAAAAAUGUACUUAUGGGAACAAAUGCAAGUAUCACCAUCCAGAACGAGGAAAUCAACCACAAAAAUCUGUAACUGAAAGGCUUGCUGAACAAGCAAAAAUACCUUUACAAGAAGUUAAAUCUAGAGGAUUGAAAAGUAGAGAAUCAUCUCCAGGUGACAAAUUAAAAUCUUCAUCAAAUGUAUUGAUUUCUGGAGGUACAAAGUCAAAGAAACAGCCAUUAUCACGAACAAAAUCUUUAGUGCCAUCAUCAACUCCUCUAGAAGGUUCAUCAGAGAAAAAUAAUUUGGUAGAACGAACAAAAAGUGACAGUUCUUCAACUAAAUGCGAGGAAAAAGAGAAAUCUAUGUUUCCAAAAAUGGGCACACCAUGUUAUGCAGCACCCACUGGUUAUGGAACUACAUGGUCAUCAGCAAUGCCACAAAUAUCUUUAACAUCUGAAUCCCCACAAUUAACAGCUACAAACAUUAGUGGAAGUUGGGCUACUAUACCCACAACACUUCCUCCUAACAUUCCUGGAUCUUGUGCUGAAAUUUUUCUAGAACCUGAUGGUGGUGGCCAUCUUUUUGUAGCAAAAAGGUUGUCAGACCCUGAUAAUCAUGGUAAUAAAGGAAUGAAAACUUACACCAAACAACAGUCUCAGUCACAUAGUCAUCAGGUACCAGAGGUUGCUAACCUGCAUCGUAAGUUGCAGCGUCAGUUAACUCUUAAUCCUGCUUAUGACCCUCGAUUAGUUCAAAUGGGAAGAUACAUGGAUCGUUCUCACCAAAUGCUUUUACCACCACAAGAAUCUUACAGUAUCUUAAAAUCUCAACAAGAGCAACCAGAUUUAAUGCCACGGUCUAGUAGUCAAGAGAAUAUACAUCUACUGCAAAGUGGUUAUAGUGCCAUGAGCCAUAUUGCUCAUCAACCUUUAAGUAGAAUGGGAAGUGACAGUAGAGUUGCUAGUUCUGUCCACAUGACAUCACAAGUAUGGGAAGGUGUAGGUACUGAACAUCAAACAGUGACACGCAUUGCUAGUGCACCAGAUUCAUACAACCAGUGGCCACCAUCAACUAGAAUGCAACAUCUAAAUAGUACUUCUGAUACUAGAUUAAACAUUUAUCCAGAUGGACAAAUGCAAAGCCAUCAUCUUCAACAUGGAAAUUUUCCUGAAAUACAGCAACGGCAUUGGUUGUCACAAAGUCAUGGAUUGGAUCCUCCAAGACCAAUGUCUUCUGCUGGAAUACAAAUGAUAGGAUCUUCUUGGCAGGAACAGUCUUCGUCUGGCAUGGCAAGAGGUUCAUCACAAGUACUCAGUCAACCUGUGAGACCGUCUAGUGUUCCACCACCGGGAAUGCAAGCUGGUUUAAUUUCUCAGCACCCAGGAAGAGCUGCUUCUCCUGAUUUUUCAGACAGUGCACGUUAUAGACUAUAUUUCCAUCUAGCUUCUAUAUUUCCAAAAGAACAAGUGCAAGCUGUAAUGGACUUGUAUCCCCAGGAAACUAAUCCACAAAAAAUAUGUGCUGCAAUUUUAAGCAUGUUUCCUAAAAGCUGAAUAAUAUACUUUUAAACUAAAGCGAUUUAUUCCUUUAAAAGAGAUUUUUUUGAGAAUUUGUUUACUGAGAGUUUUUGUUUUAUACUACUGUAUCAUAUAUGAAAAUUUUAUGAUUAAGAAAUAUGGUAUAUGAUACAUGCUUCACCAGCCACAUUCUAUGCACAAGACAAAGUUCUUAUAUUGGAAUUAUAUUUAGAUACAUAAAACAUAAGCAAUAUCUGCAAUAUUUGGUAUAAUUGUGACUUAGCAGUUCUGUUAAUAACAGAACUUUUUAACUCACACACACACACAACACACAAAAAAAAAAAAAAAAAAAAAAAAAAAAAAUUACAUAAUCAUUUUAUUUUUGUCCAUCAUAUUAUGUGUAUAAAUGUGAACAACUAAAUGUUUUUCUAUGGUAAAUUAAUUCCAUUUGCAGUUAAAAAAGAAAAGCCGCUUUAAAAAAAAAAUUCGACUCUACUGUAAUGUCGGCUUUUCUUAGCACUGUUUAUGAACUUUGUUGUUCCAGAUGUACAUAAAACUUUAUAUCAAUAACUGUUGUCAUGAAGCAUGCAUGUUGUUACAGUUCCUACUGGCAGUUUUUAAAUAGCAGAAUAUGACCAGAUAAGGAUGUGUUUCUAGUCCAGUAGAUUUUCAGAAAUGAAGAUAAUGCCGCAGUUAGUUUCAAUUUAUACAGGAAUACAUUGUAAAAAUGACAAUGGUACUGUCCUAAUUAGUAAAAACAUCCAAUAAAGAGAACACAAAUCUGUAUUUUUAAAAAGGUUUACUUUUAUUUUACAUUAUUAUGUUAGGAGAAAAUGAAAUGUAUUAUCCAAUGAGUCCUUUAAAAGUAUACAAAUCUUAAUAAAAAUUGUACAUUUACAGUAUGAAAGUAGAGUUAUACAAAUAAAAAUUUUAAAUACACAAGCAGUAAAGUGAUCACUAAAUCAUUGUUUGCCAGCAGUAAUACACUGCUUGAUUUUCUAAAUGAAAAUCAUUCUAGUGUUUUUUUAUUCUUUAUUAGAAAGUUUAUGACUGUUAACAUAUUUGCCAAAAUGCCAAAAAUAAUUAUAUUAAUAAUUUUACAUGUUUUAUUCAAAUAAUGAUUAAAUAGUUACUUACUCUUACAUAUUUACUCAAACAUAUUUGAGUUUUAUAUGUAGUGAUUAUUUUGCUUGGAUGUGUAGAGUUUAAAAAGUACACACAAUGAGCAGGCUCAGUGUUGUGUAUUUAUGAACUGUUGUAAAAUGUAUAUAUGUGUACAGGACAAAAAUGGAUGUGGCAUAAAUGUGGAUAUAUUUAAUUUUGUUUUUGUUGUCAUGUCUUUUUGCACUGCUGUAUCUUCAGCACUUUCGCUUCUGGCAGAUUUGCACUGACCUGCAAACCAAUGUAGCCAGGAGCUUAUUUCUUAUAAAAAAUGUGUAUCAUUAUAUGAAUGGUGUUUACCUUUUUAUCUAGUAUAAACAAUACUGUGUAUUGUCAAUUUAUGUAAAAGGCCAAAUCAGGUCAUAUGUUCAGAAAGCAGCUUGCUGAAAAUGAGUAAAUAUAAAUUUGUGUGUUUUACAUUUCUCUCAUCUGAACAACAUUAUAUUAAUGAAAAAAUAUUUAUGAUAAAUUAUUGCUUUUCUCUUUUCUGAUAUAUUAGAUCACAAGGCUCAUAAGUGGUUGUUUCAUCUUCCUCAAAUACAUUACUGUCAACUGUAAUGCUUCUUUCAGCUAAUAAUUCUUCACUGUCAUUUUUGUUGCUGAAAUAAAAACAAUUUCUCCAAUUAA
Stegodyphus dumicola is the source of this 5200-nucleotide messenger RNA. RefSeq lists its product as uncharacterized. Gene Ontology annotation, molecular function: RNA endonuclease activity; metal ion binding; mRNA binding. NCBI's taxonomy places the organism in Eukaryota, Metazoa, Arthropoda, Arachnida, Araneae, Eresidae. Gene Ontology annotation, cellular component: cytoplasmic ribonucleoprotein granule; nucleus. The record is from RefSeq and is a predicted model, not a curated record.